AUGUCUAAUCCUACUGCAAAUGGUCAUACAAUGACCGGCGAAGAAGUUAUGUCGGAAGAUGAGGCCAGAAAGCGCAGAGAACAACUCAAUAGGCGGCCGAGUUACCGCAUGAUCUUAAAAGAUAUUGAAACUGUUGAUAAAGUCCUUAAAAAAGAACCUGAAGAAACUCCGCCAUCAUCUGUUGACGCCUCUCCUCUACAAGUCCACAUCCCCCAAACUCAGGCUCCUGCGCGUAUGCCCUCCGGACCUCCUUCAUACUCUUCACCACUCUCAGGAAACCUCUUAUCAUCGGGUUCUUUGCCGUCUUCUCUGCAGCUAAACGGUGAUCUGGGUCAGAUACCGGGACUGGAUUUCGUGGCGGUAGUUGCUGCAGCCACGUCGUCUCAUCAGCAGCCCACACCGGUAUCUAGCCAGCCAGGUGGCUCGGCGGUACUAAUGGGUUCAGACGGGCAUCUCAAAUCGAUGAGUAUGGACGGGUCAUUUUCGGCUGAAUGGAACUCUCCCUUACUUUCCGGAUAUAGUAGCUCUCCGUCUCCGACAUUGGCCACUGGAAAUCGCAUAGGACAGGGUGAAGAUGAGAGCUCUCGAAAACGACAAGUUCGCUUAUUGAAAAAUAGGGAAGCAGCAAAAGAAUGUCGACGGAAAAAGAAGGAAUAUGUGAAGUGUCUGGAGAACAGAGUCUCGGUAUUGGAAAAUCAAAACAAAGCUCUAAUCGAAGAGUUGAAAACGCUUAAGGAGUUGUAUUGUCGAAAGGAGAAAAGCGAAAUGUAA
This is a messenger RNA of Auanema sp. JU1783, 771 nucleotides long. NCBI's taxonomy places the organism in Eukaryota, Metazoa, Nematoda, Chromadorea, Rhabditida, Rhabditidae. The record is from the annotation of a GenBank genome assembly.